Messenger RNA from Exaiptasia diaphana, 1884 nucleotides. RefSeq lists its product as uncharacterized. Lineage: Eukaryota; Metazoa; Cnidaria; Anthozoa; Actiniaria; Aiptasiidae. The record is from RefSeq and is a predicted model, not a curated record. The transcript is spliced from 2 exons. The coding region runs from base 197 to 1765 and encodes 522 amino acids.
CGACCCCCAGCGGACUAGCAACGAUAUAUGAAGCGAUUUCUGAUUGGCUGUUACCAAUUCGAAUUCUAACACGAUCGGUGAUUGGCUAAUGACCUGUCACAACAAACACCGUCGCGCGAAGCCGGGUCAGCACGUGAAUAUUUGACAGAUCUAAGCGAAGUGUUUACAUUCAUUAAAGACCGUGUUUUUGAUUUUUAUGGAAUCUGUUUCCUGUAGUUUAUGUUUUUGUUUUAUACCUAACACCUAUGAUAGACUCUCUAUAAGUGGAAAAGGAAAAUUCGACGUAGCUAAAGAGCUAAAAAACCUUUCGAUYGAGCCGUCAUCGAAGCACAUUUGUCGAGCGUGUUUUCGAAAGCUAAAGAGACGACGACAACUAUACGAAGAGCUAAAAAGCCUAGAAGAACUACUGACACAGAAAACUUUAAACUCUAACGAACAAGCUUCUCGCAAAAGACCAGGACUCGCAAGCGAUGAUGUAGCUACGACGACACCUCCAAAAAAAUCGAGGGAAAAUUCUCCUACAAAAGUAUUGACUUCAACACCGGCGGGCAAAAUUCGCAAGCCAAGAUGUCCUCUUAGUCCGCUAAGACAAGAAAACCAGGAGGACCAGAAUAUCGAUCAGCCAAAAAAAAAUGUGGACGUUAAAGUUCGUGUAGCUUGGCCGUCAAAAGACAGGGAGGUAAAGCUUCCAGAAGAUCUCGAAUCUUUGGGGAAGAUGCUUGUCCGCGGGACAUAUAAGCAGAUCGCUGGCGCGGCAUGGAAAGUCUCAAGACUAAAGGAUGAGCUUGUUAACUUGAUGCUUAAAGAAAUAGAAAAAGAAACAUCUUCCCUUUGUAGCCGUAAAGAUCCUUCGUGCUUACGGAAAACUGACAAGGAGAGCAUGCGAAGCUUGACGAUGGAGGAGGUUUCGAGGGAGGUAAAGACGAGGGCGCCAUUGUUCCAUUCUGUGUUGACAAAAUCCUGCACCAACUCAUUAACUGUUUCAAGAACUACCAAGGCUAAAAACCAAGAACCAAAAACCAAGAACCAUGAAUCAAAAACUGCUGCAACCAAGGCUAAUACAAAGGAMAGUUUCCCUGCAGUAGCUAUGGCUGCUGCAGUAUGCCUUAAAAGUAGAUGCAGGGAAAUGAUUGCAGUCCAACUGCUCAUCACAACAUUUUUAUAUCACUCCAACUGGCUGACAACACUUGCAAGACUUAAAGCUUUGUCUCUUGGAACCAGUCAUACUUACUUCUACAAUAAACUUGAUGAAUUUGGUAAAGACCAUACACAAGCAAUUAAGGAGGCAGUAAAUGCUCAGGGAAAGUACAUGGAGAAAAGACAGGAAUCUGCUAAUGAAAACAGUGUCCCAACUGAUACAGAAUCGCAGCAUUUACCAAGCACUCCAGAUGCAGGCCGAAAGUUAACAUUUGAUAAUCUUGACUUUCGCCAACAAGUACAUUAYAUGACUGAAGAAAAUCAGAACAUAGACAAACAUUGUGUUACUGUCAUGUCUACAGAAAACAGGGUGAGUGGUAACCAUCUGAGUGAUGAAAAGCCACCAGAUGGAAUUCUAGAGAUGGAGAAUGGAAAAUGCAUACCAGACCAUCAAGAAAGCCUUUCACAGCGUGAAAACUACAYUGCACUUGUUGGCCGAAUAAUAAUAMAAAAUCUGCCUAAAUUGGAAUUCUUGUCUGAAGUUGCCACACACCAUAUCCCUCAUCAGUACAAGGGUGAAAUGAGUACCAAGACAAACACAGUGAGUACAAAAAUUAUAAUAUUUUAGAUUUUAAACACUCAUUUAAAAAUUGCAGUGCAAGGCAGCAUGCUUCAAUGCAAGCCGAUAAUGACAAUGGAUGCUGUGGUUUUGAUUUUAUGAAGGUGAAAUAUACUAAAAAUAAGAAA